UCGAGUUUUACCGCGAUCGGUCACAAGUUACCGGAUCUCCGAUACACAACGUGCCGUCGUAUACGGGAGAUUUCAACGCAUCGUUCGGAUCCGCGAUUUGGUAGGGUGGAAUUCGUCGAUCGAACCUUCGAUUUGGUUCAUUUUAUAAAAUUUUAAUACGUUGUGAUUGACUACAUCGUCGCAAAGUCAAGUUCGAUUCGCGCGCUAUUUAUACUCGAAAAUUUACAACCGUAUUGUGGUCGAAACAAGACCGUCUGUACUAGUAAAUAGAAGAUAACGCGAAACGAAUCGCGGAAAUGACACAUUCGUGAAAUUGGUACAAUAGAAAAAGUCGCCAUUAGCGCGACUAGAUAUCGAGUGUUCUAAAUAUGGAUUCGAUCGACGAGCCGGCGAUUUUAACAAGAUGAAAACGGCAGUGUUGUGCACCGUGAUCGCGGCGUCCCUAAUCUGCGAGGUCCUUUCGAAUAUCGACGCGUCGCCGCAGGAACCCCCGCACCGGCCGGGCGGGUCGCACAGGAAGCACAAGCACCGCAGGAAAUCACCGGAGCGAUUGGUUCGGUGCAAACGCUACGAACUCUACAACUAUCGAAUCUAUCCCGAUGGAAUUCCUUCGCCGUACCUGCGACCGCAGGUGUACACGCCGACCCGGUGCUACACCUACUGCAAUCCCUGCCCCACGUCGACGUGCUUGAGAAGGUGCCCCAGCCGGGAUAUAUUCUAUCCCAGCGUGAAGCCCUUUUGGCCCGAGCCUAUAACCAGAAGACCGCCGGCGAGGACCACCGAGCGACCCACCAGGCCAUACAAGCCUACUCCAUCCAGAUCGACUCCAUCCAGAUGGACUCCGUCCAAGUCGACUGCAUCUAGGACCACUCCGUCCAGAUGGACUCCGUCCAAGUCGACUGCAUCUAGGACGACUCCGUCCAAGUGGACACCAUCUAGGACGACUCCAUCUAGGACGACAACAUCUAGGACGACUCCAUCUAGGACGACACCAUCUAGGACGACACCAUCUAGGCCGACUCCAUCUAGGACGACAACAUCUAGGACGACUCCAUCUAGGACGACACCAUCUAGGACGACACCAUCUAGGACGACUUCUAAGGCUUGCGCUUGUGAUCACGAUGGAUCAAUGUUCUUAACUUGCAAUCAAACGACAGGGGCAUGUUUCUGCAAGCAGCAUUUUACUGGAUUCGAUUGUAGCUCUUGCGAGGAUGGUUACUGGAAGAAAAACAAAGCCUGCGCGGAAUGCAAAUGCAACAAAUUCGGCACUUUACCGAACACUACAUGCGACAAAGAAACGGGAAAAUGUAGAUGCAAAGCCGGCGUGACGGGCGACCAGUGCACGAGCUGCCUGCCCAAUCACUACGGCACCAUUCAAACCGCUUGUAAACAAUGCGACCCGUGCGACGAAAAGGGCCACAUCUGCGAUCCAUCCAACGGAAAGUGCGUCUGCCCGCCGCUAACGACGGGGAAAAACUGCGAAAAUUGCAGCGACAACUCGUGGGGCUACGAACCCGGCCGGGGAUGCAAACACUGCGAUUGCUCGCCGACGGGCAGUUCCAGCCGACAGUGCGACCGAACGAGAGGCCUCUGUUCGUGCAACGCCGGCUUCGAAGGGGAGAAAUGCGACCGGUGCAGCUUCGGCUACUUCGGUUAUCCGCACUGCGAAAGGUGCACUUGCGAUUCGUUUGGAACGCGCGAGGAUCGUUGCCAGCACGGUCUCUGCAAGUGCGACGAUGGCGGUACUUGCGAGUGUAAGGAAAACGUGCGAGGGAAACACUGCGACGAAUGCAAGCCGAAACAUUACGGAUUGUCCAAGGAAAACGCGAAAGGUUGCACCGAAUGCUUCUGUUUCGGUAGAAGUAAUACUUGCCGUGAUGCUCAACUUCACUGGAGUAAAGCCACUCGAUUGGUUAGACCUUUGGAAGAAGACAAUCGAAUAACCGAAGAUGAGUUGAGCCUGCCUAAGGCGUUCUUGGGCGAUCUCACCUCGUCGUACGGAGGCCAUCUGGAGGUCGAAGUGGAAGUGGACGAUGGAUUUUUCGAUUUGCAUUUGGAAGGCAACAACGUGAAACUGGCCCUGAAAGACGUCCGCAGGGAACUGCGAAUGACGGAGUCCAACAAAUGGAAGGUAUCGUCGAGGAACUUGGAUUUUCCCGUCGAUUGCAUCGAUUACCUGACCAGACCUUGUUUCAUGGUCGUCCUGCAAAACGUCACUUCGUUUGUAGUCAAAACCAACAACAGAAUUACGGAGGUGCUGCUGGACAAGGCGAAGAGCGAGAAUUCCGCCCAUCGCGUGACCCAUUCGGUGGAGCAAUGCGAUUGUCCGCCCCAAUACGCCGGUCUAUCCUGCGAAGAUCCCAACGAAGGCUACUACCGGUACUUGCCCGACGAUUUCGAUCUACCAUGGAUCGAUCGCGUCAUCGGCAUCGCCAAGAAAUGCGAAUGUCGCGGCCAUUCCGACGCUUGCGAUCCCGAAACGGGCCAUUGCAAAAAUUGCACCCUUCACACCACCGGAGAACAUUGCGAAAAAUGCGACGACGGCUUCUACAUGGACAACGAAGAGCGAUGCAAACCCUGCCUUUGCCCGUCUGCCGAUGUCAAUAACGCCAAAACUUGCGCUCCCGCGGCCGGUGGAGACUUUACAUGCAUUUGUAAAAAAGGAUACACCGGAAGGUAUUGCGAUAAAUGCGACUUGAAGUAUUACAAGCCGCCGAAAUCGAGCCUUUGUAUACCGUGUAACUGCAACGAGUUUGGAGUCGUGCCGGGCGAUGUAGACACCUGCGAUGAGAAUGGAAAGUGCCGGUGUAGAGAGGGAUUCACCGGCGAAAAGUGCAACAGAUGCGCUAAGGAACGGGAGUACAUCGAGGACGGAGUGUGCAAACCUUGCGGUAGAUGCGCGAUGUUGUUGUUCGGCGAGAUUGAUAACAUGAGAGAAGGUAUCGAUAGUAUAUACGAUAUGUUCAAAAGCGGCGUCGGCCCGCCGUGGAAGAAACUGACGGAUGAUUUGGAGAAACACGGCAUGCUGUCGGAGAAGUACAAGAAGAAACAAGGGCAAUACGAGCGGUUGUUGGGCGAGAACGAAAUCGAGAAACUCGAGCGUAAAAUCGACGAUAUGGAGGAGGAGGUGCGGGGCAACAACGAUUUGUUGGAGGAAAUUAUUAAUGACGCCGAUAAACUCAACGAUAAUUCCACGAAGCUGCUCGGCGAAACCGAUAACUUGGGCAAGAAAUUGAUAGACUUGAUCGGAUCGCUGGAGAAUUUCGGUACGAAGCACGUCAAUCUGAAGGAAGCUCUAGCGAAGGCUAGGGACGUUUUAAAGCGCAUCCAGAAGGCUUCUAAAACUGUGAACAAUUUAAACCGCACGGACAUCAUCGAUUAUUGCACGGCGAUUAACGAAAAAGUCGAUCUGAUCUACGGAAAACCACCAACGAUGCCUACCAGCAGGAUAGAAGACUUGAAAAAGAAACUCGACAAGCUCUUCGACCUCGUCACUUUCGUGGAAAACGUUAUCAAACUGGCCGAUAACACGAACAUCAAAAACUCCCGAAGGCUGGAAUCGGUGAAAGAAAAAAUCGAAAUACUGAAGAGCAAAAACAAGCACUUGAACACCUCGUUUAGCGCCAUUAUUAGCAAAUUGAACGCCACCGAAGACGUGCUGGAGAGCCUCGAAAAAGUAUACGGAGAUUUGCUCAACAUUUCGAACUUCAAAGAGUACGAACAGCUCGAAACGCGAAUCAAACGACAAAUGGUGGAAAUACCCGAAGUCCAAUCGUUGUACGACAGAGCCAUCGGACACGUCGAGGAACUGGAGCGAAAAGUCGAAGCCUACCACAGUUUGUUCAAUUUCACCAAGGACGAAUGGAAGAAAAUCAACGCGAGCGGCGCCUACGAGGCCGUCAUCAACGGGAUAUCCGAAGCGCGCGAUAAUCUCGACCAAGCCAAGAAAACCCUUCGAAAAAUCCAAAACCUAAUUCUACCUGAAGGUUCCGAUAACCUCGACACCAAAGCCAACUUGGCCCAAACCUACUCAGACAGGCUCAAAACGCGCAUAAACAACUUCAAAGACCUUUCAAAGAGUUUGAACGACAUGAAGCGGCGCAUCGACCAUCUGAAAGACGGCAUUCGCGACAACGGCAAAUCGAACAACGAGUUGCUCCAGAAGCUGAUCAAAACCGACCAGCACGUCGCCUCGCAGGCCGAUCGCUCCGCGAACAUAGAAAAAGCCAUCCGCGGCGUCUCCGACGUGUCCGAAGACAUGCGCGAGGUCUACAAGAAAGUCGACGAUCUCGCCUUCGACAAGCAGUUCAACUUCGACAAGAAGUACCAGAAGUACCGGGAGCAGACCGAGGCGAAAGAAAUUAAGCAUUUGAAUGCGGAUUUGAAAUCGGCGCGGGUCGCUCUGAAAAGCUUGCGAAUCUCCCAAUCGACCGACGAUAGUAAAUCGCGCGAGGGGCCCGGCAAAAGAUUCGAAGACUUGAAGACGAAAACGCAGCAACUCGAGAAUCUGAUUAAUUUGGCCCGGCAGCAGAUCGAUGGGGUGGACGUGCCGAUGAGCCUGAGGAACUGCCACAUGACCUACAAACCGUCCAAGAAGGAAUACUUCGAGAGUUUAUCGAUAACGUUCAAUUGCGAUGAUUGUACGCUGUUCAAUUGGACGAAACCGAGGGAAACCAACGAGGAAUCUUUAAUAGUGAAAGUUAAAGACGAGAAUAUUAUAACUAGCAUCGAUGGUGAGGAUAUUGUUAUACGCAAAACCGCUGAUGGGGAAAAUACUAUCGUUAUACAAAAAACUGGUACACUGUUGAAGUUACAACCCGGCACCACAGCGGAGAGAAGCAAGAAAUUGAGCAGCACGAAAAUCAUCAAUUUGAGCGAUAAUAUAGAAGUAGGGAGAAACGAUUCUGGAAGCGAAUCGGACGGCUCCUACGUGUACAAAAUAAUACUGAACGGGGAGACUUUCGGGCUGUGGAAAUUCGCCGAAACCAACGGAAAAUGCAAGGGGCACAAAAGAAAUGCUACCGUCGAUGAAUAUCUGAACACCAUGUUCAACGGUAAAGGGUACUUGGAGUACGGGCCCAACUCCAAUUUGGACCCCAAGCAGUUUUCGAUACGCUUCAGAUUCAGCACGUUCGACGAGAACAGCCUCAUUUACGUCGGAGCGCACCUACCGACUUGCUCGUACAUCAAAUUAUACCUGGAAAACGGCCUGGUGAAUUUCCACAAUCGGUUCACCAACAAGGAAAUCGUCACCCUAACACCGGACCCUACCACCAAUCCCCGAGUGAACGACGGCAAAAGCCACCUGGUGGAAAUCAGCUGGGAACUGCAAAAAAUCCAAAAACUUUACAUCACCUACACGCUCACAAUAGACGAUAAAAUCGUGUCGACGCAUCAGAGACAAAUAGCCCGCAACAACGUGUUCAAAAUCAAAGAAACCACGCACUAUUUAGGCGGAGUCCCGCCGACGUUCGACGCCUCUUGCGUACCGAUCGACAGACCUCCGUUCCUCGGAUUCCUCGAAUUGAAAACCCAGCUGAACAACGCCAACAUCUCCUACGGCAUCACGAAAACCAGAACUUUGGCGUUCGGUCACGCGUGGAUCGGCCGAAACGGCUACUUGCGCUUGGAUUUCCCGCAGGAGCGCCUCGAAAACAUCGAUUUCGUCGUCAGGCCGGCCGUCGCCCGCGGAACGUUGAUCAAAUUCAACGACGAACAGAGCAUCGACAUCGCAGGCUCCGAUAUCGCGAUCGCCGGCGUCGUGAACGGCUCGAAUAUGAUCCUCGACGAUUACAACACCGUCGAAUUGAGACUCGGCAAAACGAAAGAGUUGAUAGUUAACGGAAAAUCGCAACUACUUACCCGAAAACCGGAUAUCGCGCUCGAAGCGCUGCAAUUAGGUGAAAUCGACGGCGAAUUCGUCGGGGGAAUCAGAGACUUGAGGAUCAACAACAGAGCGAUCCGGUUCGAUAAUACCUCGGUGAAGUCGUUUAGGAACGUGGAAAUCGGCAGGGAGAAGGCGCUGGAAGCGGACACCGUCGACAUGAGGAGCCUGUCGAUGGUGAAUUUGUCGAAUACGAUGCAGAACACCGAUCGGUGCAUCGACUUCGACGGCAACGACGUCGAAAAGGACGCGAUCAAGUUCGGCGACAGGCCGAACAGUUACACGUACAUAGCGAGCAAAUUCUGGCGCGGCAACUUCACCAUCCAGUUCGAUUUUCGCACGUUCUACCCCGACGGGGUGCUCUUCGUAUCGAUCAACAAGCGGAGAAACUACGUGUUGCUGGAAUUGAAGGACGGGCAGUUGCGGUUGAAUAUCGAAGGUAGGAAGAAGAAGGUGAAGACGUUGCCUAUUAGCUCCGAUAGCAGGAUGAACGACGGUAAUUGGCACAAUAUUCGGUUGACGAGAAAAUUGAAGAAACUUACCGUCAUCGUCGAUAAGGAGAGCAAACCGAGCCGUUUGAAUAUGAGAUUCAAACCCAAGGAUGAAAUCUACUUCGGAGGCGUACCGUCCAACUCAGAUUACGUUCUUAUACCUGAUCUAAAGAGCAGGUUGAUUCCUUUCAGAGGUUGCAUGAGGUCUCUAGAAAUCAACAACGAGCGGCAAUUUUUGAUAAACAACAAAAACGUGCAACAUUCCAACAUCACCUUAUGCUUCUCCAAGCUAGAAGAAGGUGCUUAUUUCGGAGGAGAUGCGUUCGCUGUAUACAAAGAGGAUUUCCAAAUCAGCGAGAUGCUGGAGUUCGCCUUCGAGUUCCGGACGUCCGAGCAGAACGGGAUCCUGCUGAGCGCUUCGAACUUCGGAGACUAUCCGGCGCUGUCGGUGGAACUGCAAAACGGGGCGAUAGUGAUGGCGGUGAAUUUGGGCAACGGGGCCGUCACCAACGUGACGAACAACCUGAAUUCGGACAUCGCCCUGUGCAACAACCGAUGGCACAACGUCACUGUCGUGUAUUCGAGCGCCGAGCUGACGGUGAACGUGGACGGGAUCCGGAAGAGUUGGGUGCAGAACGACGCCAAUUCGACGAUGGACGAGUUGGAGGCGCCGUUGUAUGUCGGGGGAUUACCCGAUGACGCGCCUGUGGGAACGUUGAAGACUUUGACGAAUUUCAGAGGAUGCAUAAGGAAAUUGAAAAUCGAAAAUCAAUUGACUGAUUGGUCGGAAAUGGAUAGUUUGAAUAACGUUUUGUUGGAUUCUUGUCCUGUAUCGGAAAUUAGCUAAAAGGCGGAUGUGGAUUAAUUUUAAUGGAAAACGAAACCAAAUUUACACGUUCGAUGUAGUAUUAUAUGCCAUAAUUGUAUCUACUUUUAUACUCUAUUUAAAAACUAGGAGGAGCAUUUUAAGAAGACUGACUUACACCCAAACUGGAAAAUUUGUAAGAAUGCAAAUUUAAAUGCACAUUUUUCAUUUAAAUAUAAUCGAAUGUAAACCCACCUAAUUAUUUUAAAAAAAGGAACGAAUUAACAAUAAUAACUCGUAAUAAACCAAUAAACAAACGCGAGUGUUGCCAACUUAAAGUCAAAUCGCUCCUAGUUUUUAAAUAGAUUAUAGUAAAUAGCACUGCCAUUGUAUAAUUUUGUAAAUAACUAUUUAAUUUUUGUACAACUGUUAUACGAAUAGUUCAAAGAUGUAAGUAAUUGUCGCUAUUUUUGUACAUAUAGUUCCACUUUCGAAAGUACUUAUAAUGU
Molecule: messenger RNA, 7689 nt
Organism: Phyllotreta striolata
Lineage: Eukaryota; Metazoa; Arthropoda; Insecta; Coleoptera; Chrysomelidae
Source: the annotation of a GenBank genome assembly